Messenger RNA from Hevea brasiliensis (rubber tree), 3372 nucleotides. RefSeq names its product disease resistance protein RGA2. Gene Ontology annotation, molecular function: ADP binding. Gene Ontology annotation, biological process: defense response to other organism. NCBI's taxonomy places the organism in Eukaryota, Viridiplantae, Streptophyta, Magnoliopsida, Malpighiales, Euphorbiaceae. The record is from RefSeq and is a predicted model, not a curated record.
CUGAUAAAAAAAAGCAUCAAUAAUAGUCCAAAAAUAGGGAAAGGGGAGGAAAAUCUUCCUCUCCUUUCUCAUGGAAGGGAAAUAUAUUAUCCCAAUGGAAAUGAGCAGAGAUAACAGCUUUUGACUUCAUAAUUGCCUAGUUAUUUUCCUGCUACUCCAGUCAUGGCGGAUGCACUUGUAUCAGUAGUCUUGCAGCAAUUAACUUCCACCCUUCAAGCGGAGAUUCAGCAAGAGGGAAGACUGUUGUUUGGAGGGCAAGAAGAGGUUCAAAAGCUUACUUCUGCCCUCACUGCAAUCCGGGCUGUGCUCAAUGAUGCAGAGAAGAAGCAAGUGAAGGAAAGUAGUGUCAAGGUUUGGUUAGAAGAGCUUAAAGCCAUAUCUUAUGAAUUGGAUGACUUGCUAGAUGAGUGGAACACCAAGAUCUAUGGACCCAAAGUUGAGAGGACUGGCAAGAAAAAGAAGAUUGUACGCCUCUCUCAUGUCGUUUCUCCAUAUUUUUGUUUCAACCAAACUGUAAUGCGUCAUGAUAUUGGAAUUAAGAUGAAGGGUAUUGUGGAAAGGUUAGAUUCGAUUGCAAAGGAGAAAGAAAGGUACCAUUUUGCUUUGGAAGGGAGGAGUGAAGAACCAGAGAGAAUAGAAACUACACCUUUAAUUGAUGUUUCAGAGGUUUGUGGUAGGAAAUUGGAUAAAGAUGCUUUAAUAAGUAAGCUGUGUGAUGAUAUUCCAGGAGAAAUUAGCCCUAGUGGUCCUCUUGUUGUCUCUAUAGUCGGUAUGGGGGGGAUGGGAAAGACAACUCUGGCUCAGCUGGCCUUCAAUGAUGAAAAGGUUGAUGCCCAUUUUGAGCAUAAAAUUUGGGUGUGUGUUUCAGAGUCUUUUGAUAAGACCCAGAUAGCAAAAAUGGUCAUUGAAGCUAUUGAUAUACUCCGCCAACACUUAUUUUGGCGUGACUUGCAGAGACAGCUACACAACUGUGUCAAUGGAAAGAAGAUCCUACUUGUGCUGGAUGAUGUAAGGACUGAUGACUUCCAAAUUUAGGAACCAAUAAAAAUUUCCCUCAAAUCUGCGGCUUUGGGAAGUAGAAUUUUGGUGACAACCAGGAAUGAGAGAGCUUCAAUAAUGAUGGAAGCCGCUUACAUGCUCUCCCUAGGGAAGUUGUUGCCUGAGGAUUCUUGGUCAUUGUUUAGUAGAUUUGUUUUCUAUGGAAAGAGCAGAGAGGAUCGUGGCAAUUUGGAAGAAAUUGGUAGAAGAAUUGUGGACAGGUGCAAAGGCCUACCUCUGGCUGUAAAGACUAUGGGGAGUCUAAUGCGCUUCAAGGAAACAAAGCAAGCUUGGGAGGAUGUCCUUGAUAGUGAACUAUGGGAAGUAGAAGAAGUUGAAAGGGGGAUUUUUACUCCUCUAUUGUUGAGUUACUAUGACCUGCCGUCCCCUGUGAAAUGUUGUUUUACAUAUUGUGCUGUUUUUCCAAAAGAUUAUAAGAUGGAUAAGGACACUUUGAUACAGCAAUGGAUGGCACAGGGUUUUCUUGUUCCUGCAGGAAGCAUGGACAUGGAACAAAAAGGUUCAGAGUACUUUGACAACUUAGUAAUGCAUUCAUUAUUUCAAGAUUUGGAAAGGAAGAAGGAUGAUGAUGCAAAAAUCAAUUGCAAGAUGCAUGACAUUGCACAUGAUUUUGCCCAGUUCCUGACAAAGAAUGAAUGCUUCAUUAUGGAUGUUGAUGAGGGAAAUACGCCAAGGCUGGAUCUAUUGCGUAGAAGUGCUCGUCACCUGACCUUAAUUGGUCGAAUGAAAGACUUCCACCCCUCCAUUUAUGAUUUUAGAAAUCUACGAACACUGCAGGUCCUGCAAAUGGAAAUAAGAGCUGUUCCAGGUGAUUUAUUUAACUGCCUAACAUCUCUUAGGGGAUUAGAUUUAAGUCACACUUCAAUUGGAAGACUCCCAAGUGAAGUUGGGAAACUUUUGCAUUUAAGAUGGUUUAAUUUGUCUGCACUACCCUUGGAGGAGUUGCCUAGCACACUGUCUAAUUUAUAUAAUUUGCAGACCUUGAAACUUGACCAUUGUAGAUGUCUUCAAAGACUACCUGGAGGCCUGGGAAAACUAAUUAAUUUGAGACAUCUUAACCUUAAAGAGACUGACUGCCUAAGUUUCUUGCCACAAGGCAUUGGGAGAUUAAGCAACCUACGCACGCUAUGUAAAUUUAUUGUGAGUGAGACUAAGGAAGGGUGUAAUAUUGCAGGAUUGAAAAACCUCAACCAUCUUAGAGGGCAUCUUGAAAUUAGCGGCUUAGAGAAGGUUGUGGAUGCAGGUAAAGCAAUAGAGGCAGAUCUGAUCAACAAACAGCUUCGAAGUUUGGACCUGGUAUUUUCAUUUGGUGUGAAAGAGGUGAUGGAAAAUGUGAUUGAAGCUUUGCAACCACAUCCAAAUUUGGAAGCUUUACAGGUUUAUGAGUAUGGUGGAUCAAUUUUUCCCAGUUGGAUAACCUUGCUCACAAAGCUGAAAGAUCUGAGACUCCUGAGUUGUGUAAACUGUCCGCAGUUGCCUCCUUUAGGAAAACUGCCAUCUCUGGAAAAACUCCUAAUAGGGCAUUUCAAUAAUUUGAAAUCUGUAGGUGUUGAAUUGCUUGGGGUAGAUCCUGCCACAGAUAUUCAUGGUUCAGAAUCAUUUGUGGCUUUUCCAAGGUUGAAAGAACUCACAUUUCGCUUUAUGAUGAAGUGGGAAGAUUGGGAUACAAUAACAACCUCUGCUGCUAUUGCUAGUUUGAGUAUUAGCAGCAGUAAUGACAAUGCAUCAACAAGAAGAGCAAUGCCAUGCCUGCGCUCUUUAUCCCUUUAUGAUUGCCCCAAGCUGAAGGCAAUACCACAAGACCUCCAAGUGAUGCCCCUGGAGGAGUUGAUCGUUAGCAGGUGUCCCAUUUUGCAACAGCAGCGCCAGUCUCAAUAGCUUUCAAUUGAUCAACAGGAGGCAAUAAGUGCUGCACAUACAAUUAUAAUCAGCAGCAAGAAAGAAUGGAGUUAUUGUUGCUGCUAAUUCACAGCAACCAAAUCAAAGGAACUUUCUCUAUUUUUGAGCUCAGAAAGCAUUCAGCUGUUUGUUUAUUCAAUUGUGUUUGGCUGCACACCUUUGCAGAUGUAUGCCUGUUCAUCAGGAAGCACAUUAAGACCUGUUGCAAGGAAGAAAAAACUAAACCCAUUUGGUCAUCUCAGCCUGAAUUGGCAUGCACGUCAUAAUUUAUGUCAUGUUUACGGAUUAAAGUGUUAGGAUUCUGUCCAAAAUGUCAAAUUUGCCAAAUUGUCUUUUAGAAUGACGGUAAUAUGUAAUUGAUGUUGAUUGGUAAUAAAGUCUGUGAGACUGGAUCUCUUUGAGGUUGGUGAUUAA